Molecule: messenger RNA, 1146 nt
Organism: Coprinopsis cinerea okayama7#130
Lineage: Eukaryota; Fungi; Basidiomycota; Agaricomycetes; Agaricales; Psathyrellaceae
Exons: 2
Coding region: 1-1146 (381 amino acids)
Source: RefSeq, a predicted model, not a curated record
AUGACCGAAUACGCGAUCCCCCCUCAUAGGCUCCCUGAAUUCAUGUCGGCGAGAGAGCGCACAGCUCACUGGGUCAACAACUAUUCUCCCGAAGCAGUGUACUCCCCCUCGUACCCGCCAACACCAAUCGAGGGAAUGAACGUGCCUCCUUCACCCGCUGUCAGCACGCAUUCAUUACCGCCUCAGAUGGUUUUGCGCUACAACGACGGCCGAGGCGACGUUCCCAUUCCUCACCCAGCCUCGGACUAUCACUCUCGCUCGGACAGACGGCACAGAGUGCACCAUUCGAGUUCUAACUCGAGCUCUCCGCUGUCACCUCGGAGCCGUGAUACACCGCCGCCGCCCACCCCAGAAGAGAUUCGCGUAUUGCCGUCGCGUCCCAUCAACAACUCUUCGUCCACCUCAAGCUCCCGCCAAAGUCACACUCACGGCAAAUCAAUUCCUCGCCCGCAAACUACCCCGCCGCGCGAGGAGAUUCCAACUGGAGCUCACUCUCGACCUAGGCUUCCAACUCUCGCAACCGGAACGCAGGCCUAUUCACCCUGGGUUCAUCCUGGGCCGCAGGCGCACCACUCGAGACACGUUUCGGCUAGUACCUACCCGGCGGGCCAACAACGGUACCCUGACCCAAGUGCCUUCCACCACCCUCCCCGUGUCGGACCAGAUGGCAUGAUUUACAGUCAUUCGGCGCCCCCUGUUGUUGGUGUGGGAUACGCACCACAGCACCCAGGGAUGUACCCGCAGCCAUACCAUGGAGAGGAGCGAAUCGGCCGAGGAAGGGAGCGUCAUAUGUCGACCGGCUAUGGACGGGGCAGGAGGCCAGUCAAUCCCGUCCACUCGUCAGGUUCUGCAGAAAGCGACGGGAGCGAGAAUACGUACUACAUGGACGGCCAGAAAGUACACGUUCUGGCCCACAGUCCCGAGAGGUCGGUCGACACCGCUAGUUCUACCACAAAGGUAGCUUCUCCCUAUUCGCAAGGAUCUGCGAAGAAGCCUUUCUUCAGCCGGAUCUUCGGUCUCGGGGGCCAAAAGCCCUCGUCCCCAUCGUCCGCGAAGGGUGCGACCAUGCCCAGUGGCCGAAAGCUCCAGCGCCGACACUCCGUCGGUGAAUCCCAACGCCCUCUCAAUGCGAGGCACCACCAUUGA